UUCCCCGCAUCUCACCUGCGCAUCGAUACUUCAGUUGCCCUCGCCGACCCAUCUUCGGGCCGAGCACCUUCGCGCAAUGACCCCCGCACCCCAUCCACAUCUCGCAGCGCAGCAAGCUCCUCGCGUCGUCUCCGAAGUCCCUCUAUUGCCUCCGCCUCCUCCGCAAUGUCUACCGCGUCUCGUGUGCCCUCUACAGCCUCGACACAUCUCUCUGCUACGCCCGCUGCGCAUUAUCCUAUCCCAUCUACAUCUACUACGGCCAUCGACUCUACUUGGGACGCAGUGGACUCCGGCUCGGAGGACGAGGGCAACGACACACAAGAAUACGUCCUCGCGAUGCACGACUUCGCGCCGCAACAGCAAAAUGUGACGUGCCUCAGCUUCCGUGCAGGCCAAGUUAUCCAUGUAAUCAAUCGCGACACGAGCGGCUGGUGGGAUGGAGAGCUAGACGGACGCCGGGGCUGGUUUCCGAGCAACUAUGUCAGCUCCGAGGUUGGUCUGUUGACAGAGGAGGAGUUGCCUAGCGCGAAGAAACCCCGCUCAGCACAUAGUCACAACAUGUCUACGUCCUCGACAACGUCGUGGACGAGCACAUCCUCACGCAAGGGCAAGACACCGUUCGCUCGGAACGACCAACGCCCAAUGGCUGCCAGUACCUUCGGCGCAAGCGUCAAUAUGCACUGUCCCCCACUCAUGCUCCCACUGCUGCGCGGUCUCUCUCUGCUGCAAAACGCUGUUCGGAUGAACCGUGUACAACAUUUCCAGCCUGCGACGGCGUGUAUCAUAUCCUGUGUACGCGCUUUGCUCGCUGCGAUUGGAUGCCUAUCGCGCGACGCGCCGGUACUGCAACGAUAUGGCGUACUAGCGCAGGAGCGGAAACGCGUCUUGUCCGACCUUGCAUCGCUGGUCUCGCAGGCGAAACUAGCAUCGGACGAUAACACCUCGGAGGAACCGCGGGAGCUAGAGGUGCAGACUAUGGUACGUCUAGCAGGUGCGCUUUUCGCCCACGUUCGCGGGUUCCUUGCUCUCGCCGUCCAGUGUGGCGUCAACCUCCCUGCCGCGGGGGCUCGGAUCGCGCGCACGUCUUCGGAGUCCGGUACACUGGUGCAGGAUGAGGACGCGAGCGACGACUAUUUCGCAACACCCGGCCGGUCUUCAAAUGGAAUCGCGACGCGUCAGAGGCGGAUAACCGCUACCAGUACACCGACGCGCCCGAAGAGCCUUGGGGACCUGAAGGUUUCGAAACGGGCCGCGAUGGGCACGGACUACCCCCCUUUACCCGCGGGCGCGGGCGCGAUGCGCGUGGCGCAACACAAACUAUCCGAACAACAGCUCGCCACCCCCGCGCGGCGUGUCGCGAGCAGCUUCGCGCUCGGACACAAAGCGGCGCAAGAUUCGAUCAGCAGCAAUUCCUCAUCUUCUUCCUUCUCGUCGAGCGAUUCGAGCGGGGCGCCUGCGACCCCGGUCUUCCCGCUCGGCCCUGUGACGAGCGCCGAGCUCACUGACGCGCUUCGCACGACACACGAUGCGUUCCUCUCUACCAUCGCAGCGUUCAUCGGGCACGCGCAUUCGCAUUCGCGCACCUCGCACGCGUCAAGUACGGGGCAUAUGUACGAACUCGUCAAGGAAGUGGUUGAUAUGGUUUGCCGGUUACUUGCCAUCGUCGAGGCCGUCCUUCAACAUCCGGAGAUCCCAACACAGAAGGCGGAUGCAUUGCGUGGGGCGAGGGAGGGCGUUUAUAGCGUAACAAGCACGCUCGCGGAUUCGGUCCGCGCCCUCGCCGAGCCCCCGCCCGACGGCGCAUCCGAGGAGGAGGAGAAGGCGCGGUUGCUGCGGUGCGCGACGGACUCACUAAAGGCCGGCUCGGACUGCGUCGCGGCGGUGAAGCGGUGCCUACAACGUGCAACGGGCGAGCGACCAUUCGUCUUCCGGCUCCUUGCACCUGAGGCUGGCACCUACACACCACGCAAGUUCUCGCACGCACAUCGUGCGUCGUCUGCGAGCAGCGGCCCGCGGAUACGCAGAGCGAGCAGUCUCGCGGUGCUGCACAGUCCGUAUGUGGGCGACGGGAUGGAGGGCGAGGAGGACAUGACUAUCCAGGCGCAGAGCGUGGAGGAGACGGAACACACGUUGACAGCGAAGAGGCGGACCAUGGAGGAGAUCGAGAUCACCGAGGAGCCUCCUUCGCCGUCGACUUCACCCUCGCGUUUGCCCAAUGCGCUUCCUCGUUUGGACAGCGAGGCAGAGGACAGCGUGCCCCCGACGCCUACUACGCCCCUCAGUGCCGAUGCGAUUCCUCUGCCGCCUUCCGAUGGCCGGCCUUCGAUCGACACUCUGCGCUCGGAUGUUCUGUCCGUGCGGUCAUACGCGCCUACCGAAGAUGACCGGACGACAUGGGAGGGCAGCGCGCGGGGCCACAGUGUGGCGCCAAGCGUGGCGUCGUUCGAGGCGAAGCUGAGGAGCGGCGAGUUGCCGCCUGUGCCUGGAUCGCUCCCGACUGCCGUGCUUCCCUGGACGUUCCCCCACGAUCACGCUCCGGAGGACGUCGCGUACAACAGCGAUGGUCAGCUCGUGGGUGCUACGCUGGAAGCCAUUGUCGAGCGCAUGACGCCCCACGACUCUCUCGUCGAGCCGCCGUUUGCGGCGGUGUUCUUCAUGACGUUCCGCCUGUUCACCACCCCCGCGGCCCUCCUGGAUGCGGUCGUCGAGCGCUACAACAUCCUUCCUCCCCCUGGCCUCUGCGAUGCCGACCUCCGUUUGUGGCAGCAGCGCAAGGGUCUGCCCGUGCGGCUCCGUGUCUCGAACUUCAUCAAGACUUGGGUCGAGGGCUACUGGCGGCACGCGUCCGACAGCGUCAUCGUGCCUACGCUCGUCUCCUUCACGAAGGAAGCGCUCUCCGUGAUGUUCCCCGGGCCGUCACAGCGCAUCCUCGAGCUCAUCCGGCAACGCAUGAACUCGUCCGAGAACGUCUCGCUCUCCACAGGCGAGCGCGACCGCACGCGCGACGCCGGCAUGAUGCUCAACCCGCCCGUCGUGCUCCCGGGCCCCAUCUCCGAGGUCCCGCGCCCGAUCCUGACGAAGACGGUGUUCGCGGCGCUGCGCAGCGGCGCGUUCGCGUCCGUGGCGGUGACGGACUUCGACGCGCUCGAGCUCGCGCGGCAGCUGACGACGAUGGAGUGCACGCUGUACUGCGCGAUCCUGCCCGCGGAGCUGCUCGACUCUGGGGGCCCCGCGCCGGCGUCCGUGAAGGCGCUCACGUCGCUCAGCACGGCGAUCACGGGCUGGGUCGCGGAGAGCAUCCUGAACGAGCCGGACACGAAGCGGCGCACGGCGCUCGUGAAGUUCUUCAUCAAGCUUGCGGACCGGUGCGUGUCGCUGAAGAACUAUAGCACGCCGCGGUCGAUUUUGGCUGCGCUGGACUCGUCGACGAUUGCGAGGCUGCAUCAGACGUGGGUGGGUCUGCCGCAGAAGAACAAGCUCCAGUUGGAGUCGCUGCGGAAGCUCGCUGAUCACGCGAGGAAUUACCAUGAGUACCGCUCGCGGCUGCGGAAUACCGCGCCGCCGGCGGUUCCCUUCCUCGGGCUCUACUUGACGGACUUGACGUUCUGCCGGGAGGGUAACCCUUCGCAUCGGACGUCGCCCAAGGCGCCUGAGAAGAAGCUCAUCAACUUUAACAAGUACCACAAGCUCGCGCGUAUCGUCCAAGAUAUGCAACGCUUCCAAGUACCUUACAACCUUAAAGAGAUCCCUGAGGUCCAAGCUUACCUCCGGGACGCGUUCGACAAGUCUCAGCGUCGGGGCGACCUGCAGGACUUGUAUCGGCGGAGUCUUCUCGUCGAGCCGAAGCAGUCAGCGGAAACCCCGCCCAGCAGCGACGUCCGCCAGCUGUUCGCGUGGGCGAGCCGGUCCCAGCCUUCUGUCGCCACCACCCCUGCACCAUAGCACCACCUCCUUUCCGGACCGUCUGCGCCGCCGUCGCUUUCUUCGUUGUGGUCUACGUGUUGUCUUUUGCCGUUUGCUGGUUUUGCAUUUCCCGUCGUCGCUUUGUACGCUGCAUGUUUGCGCUCACUUGUAUUCGUCUCCUGUUUUUCUCUUUGCACUAUCAGCGUCUAGUCUCUUCUCAUUCUUCUCGAACCACCUGCAUGGACCGCAUACACCUGCGCGCAUUGCGCGCCAGCAUUCCCACUUGUCGCUCUUCGGCCUCGACAACCGCACCCCCUCUCCCUCUCUCAUCCUACCGACACCCCACCCGCCGUUCACCAUUCGC
Messenger RNA from Trametes versicolor FP-101664 SS1, 4267 nucleotides. RefSeq names its product ras GEF. Gene Ontology annotation, molecular function: protein binding; guanyl-nucleotide exchange factor activity. Gene Ontology annotation, cellular component: plasma membrane. The record is from RefSeq and is a predicted model, not a curated record. Gene Ontology annotation, biological process: positive regulation of GTPase activity; Ras protein signal transduction. The transcript has 7 exons. The coding region runs from base 166 to 3942 and encodes 1258 amino acids. Lineage: Eukaryota; Fungi; Basidiomycota; Agaricomycetes; Polyporales; Polyporaceae.